UCCGAGAAGAGCUCAUUUCUCCACGAACCAUGGUGGCUGCUGGUUGCAGUAGUUUGACUUACUUUCUCCACCACUAUCCUCCGCUUUCCUGAUUUAGAAAACAUGGAGAAAAGUUGUCCUAGUGGUAGAGUGACGCGUUCUUCCAUUUUAACAUCACGUAUCCCACUGCUUCUCAUCCUCCUCGCAGUUUUUGUGUCGACGGAAGGCCAUGUUUUUCGCGACAAGUAUCUCGACGAUGAGAGCCAAGAGUCAACAAUACCGUCACAGUUUGCAUACUACUCUUCGCCCCCGUCACAUUUUAGUGGUGAUUUCGAGCCACGCGUGGGUAAACCGUAUCAUCACCGCCGCGUCCGCAACCCGAAAGAUCGCGUGGUAAUUAUCAGUGGGGGUGGUGGUUCGGGUGGUGGGGAAAAUCUGGGAGAAAGUGACCUCGUCUGGGUGGGUGAGUGGGAGCAGGGCUUCACGCAUUACAAUGUCGGCGUCCUCCUCGUGUCUGGGACCGGGUCGAGUUUCGACCUCGAAAAAUGCGCCCCCGCUGUCGACAUGGCGCUUGAAACGGUGAAUGAAGUUUACCUCCGUCCUCACAAGAUUCGGCUGAAUAAAGUGCAAAACAGCUACCCAUCCUGCGACAACAACUUGACGCCCGGACUGGCUGCAGACAUGAGAUUCAAGUCCAACGUGAUUGCCUUCAUCGGACCGGCUUGCGGAUUCGCUUUGGAGCCUGUGGCUCGUCUGAGUGCGUACUGGAACAUACCCAUUGUUACAGGACUGGGAGAUCAGCCACCGUCGACGGAGAGCGAGGUUGCGGGUGACAAACUGAUGGGAGGACUUAAUAAGAAACUUAAAAUUAAUACAACGGGCGUAUUUGGCGACAAGACCGACUACCCAACCCUGACGAGACUCUCGUAUUGCCAAUGUCGCCUUAAACUCGUUUUCGACGCAAUUUGCAAAAAGUUCGAGUGGAAACAUUUGGCCGUCGUGUACUCUAAAAACGAUCUCUUCUCCUUCACCGUCGGCCGAAUUUUGAUCAACGGUUUGAAAGACGCGGACUACGAGGUGUACGGAAAGGACAUUGACGACACCCAUUUGCCCGACAUGGACGAAGCACUCAGCGAAAUUUCGGCCCACGCGAGAAUCGUGAUCUUGUCCUUGCAAGAAAACUUGGUGCGGGAGUUCAUGCUGAAAGCGCACGCGAGAGGGUACACGUCCGGAGAGUGGGCAUUCUUGGACGUCGAGUUGUUCAAGAACAAGCCAAGUGAGACGAACUUUUGGCAGAAGGGUGACGCCAACGACCUCGCGGCGAAGGAAUCGUACCGCGCCCUGCUGACGAUCUCCCUCCUCAUGCCGAAGUCCCCGACAUGGAGCAACUUUUCCCGCACGGUGAAACACAAGGCCCAACUGGCCUUCAACUCCACCUCGUACUCGGACGAUGAGGAGGUCAAUUUCUUCAUUGGAGCUUUUUACGACGGUGUCAUGCUGCUCGGAAUGGCGUUAAAUGAGACACUCACGGAGCACGGGGACAUGCUGGAUGGGAAACAUGUCACCCAGCGGAUGUGGAAUAGGUCGUUUGAAGGAAUCACUGGGAACGUAACAAUCGACGAGAACGGGGACCGUGACGGCGAGUUUUCAAUCCUUGACAUGAAUCCAACCACGGGAAGGUUUGAGGUAGUGGCACAUUUCGUGUCGCACAAAGGGCUCUCCGUCGUGGCGAACAGGCAUAUUCGAUGGCCCGGAGGAAAUGGACCACCUCCCGAUAUCCCGGAGUGCGGAUUUUCCGGAAAUGAUGAAAAGUGUAUCGCAGCUCGAGCCUCGUCCUUCUAUUUGCCCUACGUUGCAGGCAUAAUUGGAAUUUUCCUCAUGCUCAUAACCAUCGGUGUUCUCUACGUGUACAAACGAGUGAGGGAAGUUGAGGCGGCUUCGAGCACCAAGUGGAGAAUAGUCCCUGAAGAAAUCACCGUCGACAACAGUGGCGAAUCCAAGUCAGCCAGCAGACCGGCCACGGAGGAGAAGGAAAGUUCGCGAGGUUCCCUGUCCCUGGGGACGGGCGUCGGCGGACAGGUUACCUUCGUCCCUACGGCGAUCUAUAAAGGUGUUCAAGUUGCUCUCAGAAGAAUCACGCUCUUCAAACGGAUCGAGUUUACGAAGCAUAUCAUUUCCGAGAUCCGGCAGGUGCGGGAUUUACAGCAUGAAAAUGUAGCCCGUCUCGUUGGCAUAUGUCUGAGCUCGUCCGACUCGAAAAGCAUGUCGGAAAAGUAUGACCAAAUCCUCUUCCUCACCGAGUACUGUUCUCGAGGAUCGCUGAGAGACGUCCUGCUCAACGUGCACAUCCACUUGGACUGGCCCUUCAGACUCUCACUCAUUUCCGACAUUGUUCAUGGCAUGAACUUUCUCCACUCCAAUAUCGGUCCGCACGGGCGCCUUUCAUCCUCCAAAUGUCUCGUGGAUGCAAGAUUUGUCGUCAAAAUUACGGAUUUUAGUCUCCACACGAUCCUCAGCUUUCAAAAGUGUGAGCCCCUCGAUGCCGACAGAUAUUUAAAAAUGCUCUGGCUUUCUCCUGAACAUUUAGUGGCUACGAACAGCACGGAGCGCGUGUCCCUCAAGGGGGAUGUGUACAGCUUUGGGAUUAUUUUGUACGAGGUGGCCUUGAGAGCGUUGCCCUACUCCACCUUCCACUCCCUCAGUCCGGAAGAAAUUAUUGGCCAAGUAGCUGCCUCAUCCGACCCACCGUUCCGUCCCGAAAUCACGGAGGAAACGGGACCUGUUGAAGUUCGGAAUUUAAUGCAGAACUGUUGGGCACAAAGUCCGGACGACCGCCCAGAUUUCUCCUCGAUCAAAACCAUCCUUAAAAGAUUAAUGAAGGGAGCAGGCACCGUCAGUCUGGUGGACGACUUGUUACGCCGUCUCGAACAGCAUGCCCUCCACUUGGAAGUUCUCGUGGAAGAUAAGACCAGAGAAUUGGAACAGGAGAAACGGCGUUCGGAAGAUCUCCUCUACCAAGUCCUGCCACGACAAGUUGCGGAGCAGCUUUUGCGGGGAGAGACCGUUGUCCCCGAAUCGUUUGAUGCAGUCACUAUCUACUUCAGCGACAUUGUCGGAUUCACAUCCAUCUGUGCACAGUCGACGCCGAUACAGGUUGUUGAUUUUCUAAACAACUUGUACGGAACUUUUGACGGGAUUUUGGACGGUUUUGAUGCUUACAAGGUGGAAACUAUUGGGGACGCGUAUCUCGUCGUGUCUGGAGCCCCUCAACGAAACGGGGAUCUGCACGUGACGGAAAUUGCCUACUUGUCCUUGGCCGUGUUAGACGCCGUAAAAAACUUUGAGAUCGGACACUUGCCUGAUGAACAACUGCAAAUUAGGAUAGGAAUUCAUACAGGACCAAUUUGUGCCGGAGUUGUAGGACACCGGAUGCCACACUACUGCUUGUUUGGCGACACGGUGAAUACCUCGUCAAGAAUGGAAAGUUCUGGGGCACCUUUGAAAAUUCACGUCUCCAGUACGACUGCAGACGCUCUCGAGAAAGCGACAGGAUUUCAUCUCUCGCCCAGAGGAGAGGUCUUACUGAAAGGGAAAGGAGCCAUGAAAACGUACUGGUUGGACGGUUGUGACGACGACGGUCAGUGGCAACGGGCCCAAAAGAUGCACUCGUCCGGUUCCAAGGAGUCCAUUCAAACAAAGUGCAGUGUCAAUCACCACCAACCACCGCCUCCCCCACACCUCCAUUGUCACUCCCCGUCGACCAACUCGCCCCCAAUCUUCACCAUUUCAGUCACACCGGCCUCUGACGAAUAGUUGUGACAGAAAUAGCCCAUUCGUGAUGUCAAAUCGAGACCAAGUGGGCGGACGCGGAGGGACAAUGAGAUCACAAAUAACUUGAGACGUCAAUCUUUAGUAUUAUUAGGACUACUGUGACCCUACGAGCCACCUGUUGUCAAGUGACUAUGCCAUCCUUAGGAACGUGGUUGGAUGGAAGAGCCCUUUUUUUACCCCGUGGUGCUCCGAUGAAUGAAGGGUCACCCCAUGCCGAAAAAAAGGUGCAUUCAUUGCGUGCAGUGCAGUGCGUGGUGAAAUACGAAGUGUGAUGGUGUGCAACAUUCCGAGCCAAAUUGUACAAUUAUUAAAUGGUUAAAUUUAUAGUAUCCUCUUAUUUUUAUUGAUAUCUACAAAUGAACUCGCAUAUAAUGUGUACAUACAUAUGAUUGAUAGAGAUAUACAUGUGAAAUACUUAUUUAAACAACCCAAUGCUAUUUUGACAGUGAAACAUGAUUAAAGAAUUGUUGUAUUAAAGCGUAUUGAUACUAAUGAUCUAGUAUUGUUAAGUAAUUAAAUCUUACGAAAGGGGCAUCCAUCAUCACGAUGUAGUGCUAGCAAAAAGGUGAACCUCUAAGGCCCAGUUACUACAAAAAAUAGUAAGCUGGUCCAAAGAGGAACAAAUUCUCACUAGCUAGGUUGAUGACGACCGAAAGGAAAACUUAUCUGACUGGCAAGGGCUGGACUUGAAGGCGCGCAGGUCUCCAUCCUUGACGAUUGUAACGCCAGCAAGACCAUGAAAGGGUUGUGUUCAUUAUUGAAGGAAAUAAACACAACAGUCCCACGGUCUCGCAAGCGCCACGAGCGAGAUGAAAACUUGCUGAGAUUGGGCUGACUUCCUUCGACGAUUGUAGCGCCAGCAAGACAAUGAGACGGCGCAGCAGAUUAAUGAAGAGGAAAUUGGAAAUCUGCAGCACGGUCUCAUCGUCUCGCAAGCGCCAGGAGAUUGAAGGCGACAGGAAAACAAGGCGAUGAAGGAGGGAGCCGUCCGGUAGCGAGUUCUUAUCGGGAAAACACGACCCCCUCUAUCAGUCGAUUAUAAUUAACGACAGUGUUAAAGGGGGUCAUGCUUUCCAAAUAAGAAGGAAGAAGUUUCCAGUGGGAGGAGGCGUGAAAAGUUCCCAUCGUCGAACGGAGGACGACCUGAAAGUGAUUUGGCCAAAUGGACUGGACUCUGACUUUCGGUCGACGAGGUGUGGAGCCGAGUCGUGGAGGUGGAAUGAUCUGGAAGGAAAAGCACCACGCUGUCUUUGCUGACGAAGAAAAUUCUGGAAUAAUAUGAUGAAAAAUCUACGACGUGAUAAAAAUCAGUUCAAGUAGGUGCAUGAGUAGCACCGGCGGGCAGCCGGACACGAUAGGUGCUCACACCGCCCUGGCGGAGUUGGUCCGAAUUCUGGGUGGUCAGCAAUCACAUAAUGGGGGACCUCAGACACACGAAAAAAUCGUCGCUUAGAAUUUCGCUUCGUUUUUCGCUUACUUCCUGAUAAGCGAGCUCCCGGGUAAACGAACAGAAACUUCUCUCAGAAGUGGGGUUAAGGUCGGUUAGCUCCAGUCGGAACAAAAUUUUGCAAUUUUCAUCUUUUUGGUCAUACUAUCGAUAAGCGAAAAACGAAGCGAAAUUCUAAGCGACGAUUUUUUAGUGUGUCUGAGGUCCCCCAAUGCUUCACAUAAAAAAGGAAACAAUGAGAUUAUGCGUCUAUUCCAAAAUCAUGCUAUGAAUUUUCCACAUUUUCAUAAUCAUCUGAUUUUCAUAAUCUUCGUACAUCUUAAAAAAAAUAAUGGAUCAUGAUUAUAUGUAUGUUUAACAUUUUUUUAAACUUUAUUUCGCAUAAAAAACAAUUCUUAUUGAUACUAAUUAUACUUCAUAUGCUUAAUUUUGAAUGACUUUUUUUAUUUAUUUCCAAACUCACGACUAAAACAAUAAAACAAAAUUGUGUAUAUUUUUUUAGCAAGAAAAUAAAGAAUUUGGAUUUUGGCUUUCUGACUUUUUAAUUGAAUAAUUGAUUUAAUUAACCAAUAAAAAAAGUAAAUGUACAUACAAAUGCUGAACAUGGAUUUAUUUCAUGCAGAGCUGGCACCCAUGGCAGGCACACACAACAUCUCUGCGAACCACUACUCAUUCUGUUCAUGGUCCAUCGUAAGGUCUCACUUUGCCUCGUAUUUAUUAGCAAACGACUUUUAUUAAUGUUUCAAUAUCUUCACCCCCACCGGCCCCACCUCCGACAUUAUUAUAUCCCGGUCGUGUGAACACGGUCCAUCGCCAAUUAUAAU
Messenger RNA from Folsomia candida, 6081 nucleotides. Its product is annotated as atrial natriuretic peptide receptor 1. Gene Ontology annotation, biological process: cGMP biosynthetic process; protein phosphorylation; receptor guanylyl cyclase signaling pathway. Gene Ontology annotation, molecular function: guanylate cyclase activity; peptide receptor activity; ATP binding. Gene Ontology annotation, cellular component: membrane. NCBI's taxonomy places the organism in Eukaryota, Metazoa, Arthropoda, Collembola, Entomobryomorpha, Isotomidae. The transcript has 27 exons. The record is from RefSeq and is a predicted model, not a curated record. The coding region runs from base 103 to 3792 and encodes 1229 amino acids.